Molecule: messenger RNA, 2062 nt
Organism: Rhineura floridana
Lineage: Eukaryota; Metazoa; Chordata; Lepidosauria; Squamata; Rhineuridae
Gene: MFF
Product: mitochondrial fission factor
Exons: 9
Coding region: 392-1351 (319 amino acids)
Biological process (GO): positive regulation of mitochondrial fission
Cellular component (GO): mitochondrial outer membrane; peroxisome
Source: RefSeq, a predicted model, not a curated record
AUGGCCGUCGCACCUUCAAUCUCUGCCGGCAACCUUGCCCGCCCCUUUUCGGUCAUGUGAGGUUUCACGGCGCAUACCUCGCCGCCGUUUACGGCGACUCAAUGGGGACAAUUACGGUCGUUUUGUUUGUUUCUGUACCAUGGCUGCGUAGGUGAGGUGCUCCACGUUACCCGUAUGCCCCGCCGCUAACGGCCCCUCAGAGCGGAAGGGAGUCUAAGGCGGUUGGAGUGGAUAUUCGGGACCAGGCAGCCGCUUCCCUGUUGGCCUCAGGCUCGAAAAGCAGUUGUCAUGGUGUCUUAUGUACAAAGGUUCCACUGUUUAGGGAGACUGUUACGUAAAGUAAACAGCGCUGCAGUGUAGUAAUAUUAAAACGUUAAAAGCAAACAACAAAAUGAGCAAGCGAACAAGCAGUGACAUUCCUUUAGGAAGGAUGAGCACAGCAGCAUUCCCAUCUCCGGCUGCCGAAAUGGCAGAAAUGAAUCGAAUUCAGUAUGAAAUUGAGUAUACUGAAGGGAUCAACCAGAGAAUGAGAGUUCCAGAAAAACUUAAGGUUGCUCCACCAAAUGCUGACCUUGAGCAGGGUGCGCAUGAAGGGGGGCUUCCAAAUGCCAGUGUAACAAUGCAGGUUCCAGAGCGCAUUGUAGUGGCAGGCAAUAGCGAAGACAUUUCACUCUCCAGGCCACCAGAUCUAGAUCUUCUCCAGUCAACCCCAUUCAAGUCUCUGUCACUGAAAACACCUCCCCAUGUCAUUUCACUCAGUGAACGGCCGCUAGAUUUCUUAGACCUAGAGAGGGCCCCUCCUCAGACUCCUCAAAAUGAAGAGGUUCGCUCAGUUGGAAGGCUGAAAAGAGAACGUUCUAUGAGUGAAAAUGCAACUCGUCAAAAUGGUCAAUUGAUGAGAAAUGAUUCAAUUGUGACACCAUCACCUCAACAGGUUCGUGUCUGUCCUCCCCAAAUGUUCUCUGAAGAUGGAUCUAAUCUUUACUCUGCCCGGGGCCUAUUGUCGCUUAUCCAGUCUUCUACCCGUAGGGCUUACCAGCAAGUCUUGGAUGUGCUGGAUGAAAAUCGCAGGCCAGUGUUACGUGGUGGGUCGGCUGCUGCCACUUCCUCUAACCCUCAUCAUGACAACGCCAGAUACACUCUUUCAAAUGUGGAUACAACAUUUGAGGGAACAACAGAAGAUGUGACAGUUGUGGAUGCUGCUUCUUUAAGACGACAGAUAAUUAAACUUAAUCGGCGUCUACAACUUCUGGAAGAAGAAAACAAAGAGCGUGCUAAACGAGAAAUGAUCAUGUACUCAAUUACUGUAGCUUUCUGGCUACUAAAUAGUUGGCUUUGGUUUCGACGCUAGAAAUGGUCACAACAAAAGAUUUCAAGAAAUAUAGAGAGAAUUUGUUUAGUCCUUUGUUUCUGUCUCUGAAUUGUAUGGUGAUUUAUGAUCCAUGCACUGGCAAUUUAUGCCACAGUAAACAACUGUAACAUAACAUUACAGUGUUAAAGGGAGGCCUGGAUGAUUGUAUUAAGUUUUUUUCAGAUUUGUUGUAACAUCCUGUUAUCUUCCUUUUGCAUGACUCUUACAUUUGGAUUGAAUUAUUUUGCAAAGGGAAUUGCCUCCACCUAACAAAGGUGUACUGUGGACAAUUCUCUAACAUAGAAAGAAAACAAAGCUGGAUUUUGGAAUUAAUUGAAAAGUGGCCUAACUUAAACUAUGGGUUUCUCAUUGUUAUUCCAUUAUUAAAUGUAGCACCUUCACAGUUAACCUUAUUGCACUUGUUUUCCUUUAGCCAAAUUUCAGGCAGUAGUGCACCAGAUUAAAAAGCAUCCUGAGUAUCUCUCAUUCAAGCACAUGUACAUAUUGACUAAAAUACAUUCUUUGCUAUGAUGUCAGCAGAUUAUCCAGGGGUGUGUGUAAGAUGUAUUUUAGUUUUAAUUUUGCAAUGUUUUUUCUAAAAAACAAAAACAAAAAAAAUACUAUUUUUAAGCAGGUCUGUCCAUGAGUGAUCUAAAGAUUAUGGAACAAAGUACCAAUGUAAUGUAUUUAAUAAAUGUCAACCCACAGCAA